AUUGGCAUACAAAAAUGUCGCUUAUAAAAAACUUGAUAAAAGAGCCCGAAACAAAACCCAAGAAAAAAAAAAAGGAUGCAGGAUCUGGGGACAGUGAUUCCGAUGGCAAGGAUAAACCCCUACGGCCAUUUGUUAAAACCGCCACAGAUCUCCAGCGGAUGAAGCUGGAGAAACUCAUGAAAAACCCGGAUAAGCCCGUGAUCAUACCAGAGCAGCGUCGCGAACGGGACUACAUGUCUUCGGUGCCCACUUUCGUCCGGAAUGUUAUGGGCAGCAGUGCAGGAGCAGGCUCAGGCGAGUUUCAUGUGUAUCGUCACCUACGCCGAAAGGAAUACGCCCGCCAGAAGAACAUUCAGAAUCAGAGUUCCCGUGAGGCUGCAGACGAGGCCUUCCAGCAGAAGUUGGACGACAACCGACGCGCGGCCGAGGAGAAAACAGCCAAGAAAAGGGCCAAGCGGCAGAAGAGGAAACAGCGGACCAAGAAGCCGAGGGAAGAAAAGAAGCCGGAGCCAAAGGAUGCAUCUGAGUCCAGUGGCAGCGAUUCAGAGGGACAAGGACUUCCUGAGGACACAGAUAAGAGGCCGGAGAGUGAACCCGAUGAGCAUCAAGUUGUGCCCUCCAAAGAUGAGGGCAAGGAACCCCUAAAAGCAAAGGAAACAGAAGAAGAAUCGAAAGCCAAUAGCAAAGAAUCUUCUACAGAAGUGGCGAACACGGCCAGCAAGCCACUAGAAACUGAAACCAUUGAUGAAGCGUCUAAAGAUUCCGCGAAUGUGCACCAAGAAACAGAAAAUCCCAUAUUGGAUGGUCAAGUUCAGACCUAACUUCCAAUGUAUUGCUAAAAAUGCACCGACUAGUUAAUAAUAAAACAAAUUGCAGUUUUA
Molecule: messenger RNA, 881 nt
Organism: Drosophila elegans
Lineage: Eukaryota; Metazoa; Arthropoda; Insecta; Diptera; Drosophilidae
Product: PRKR-interacting protein 1 homolog
Exons: 2
Coding region: 15-821 (268 amino acids)
Biological process (GO): negative regulation of protein kinase activity
Cellular component (GO): nucleolus
Molecular function (GO): protein kinase inhibitor activity; double-stranded RNA binding; protein kinase binding
Source: RefSeq, a predicted model, not a curated record